This is a messenger RNA of Siniperca chuatsi (mandarin fish), 2562 nucleotides long. RefSeq names its product linkage group 20 C10orf88 homolog (gene lg20h10orf88). NCBI's taxonomy places the organism in Eukaryota, Metazoa, Chordata, Actinopteri, Centrarchiformes, Sinipercidae. The transcript has 9 exons. Bases 187 to 1479 code for a protein of 430 amino acids. The record is from RefSeq and is a predicted model, not a curated record.
GCUUUAAAAAGAGUUAGAUCCGUCAUGUGUGACAUUAUUUGUCUACCAGUUGGCUAGGGUAUCGUAAAAUCAACAUCAAAACGCAACCUCGGCUGCCAAGCUAACGCUGUUGACUACGACGAUGCUACUGUUCACUAAUCACGCUUGUCUCCUAGUAGGUUACAGUCCCUGUGCCUCAGCAGCAUCAUGGUGGACAUUGCUGUGAAGAGCGGAGCUGCUUGGGUCUGUCACACUCAGGAACAUCACUUGGCUGAUGUCCUGCUUCCUGUUCACCUCAGUAACAACGACGAUCACGAAGAGGAGCUCAGUCAGUCAACAGAUGACAAGAAAAACUGGGGCGGCUCAGUGCUGUUGGAGCAGACAGAGGAAGGGUCUCCUUGUGUCCUGAUGAUCCACUGCAGCCCCUGCUCCCCUACUGCCAUCAGCCGCCUGCUGAUCAUCAGUGAGGCUCGAACCAUGGAGGUGUACAGCCAGAUGGGAGAAUACUGCGGGACAGUACGUGGGGAGAGGGAUGACAGCAUCCAGCCAGACAGUUCAGACAGAGGACCUUUCUACAAGAAACAGCUGAUCCUUGAGCAUCCAUCAUCAGCCUGUGAAGUGAAGCUGCUCUCCCUGGCUGGUAGAAGCAGUGUUUUGGUAUGUCGAGUCAUCGUGGGCAUUCAGCAGCUACACCCCUGCCCGGCCCGCGGCCCCGGCAUCGACAUGCAGCAGGUGCAGUGUCUGGUUGAGGAGAUGGGAACCAGCCUCUCACCGGGAGCCCAGAACCUCAUGGAUAUGGUGCACUUCCAGCAGAAGAACCAGACCAGCUCUCUGGGCGGCUUCCUGCCUCUUCUGAUGGGCGGUGGAGCUUUGUCUGCCCUGGCUCAAGCAGCCAACAUCUCCCUCAGCAAUCAGCCCCAGUCUGCAGACUCCAGGCCUCCGGUCAGCUCCAUCAGGCCUGCAGAUGAAGCUCCACCGGCUCAGAACGGAGCGAUGUCAGACGGCUCUACCUCCUCCUCCUCCUCCCCAGACCUGCCAGUUUCUGGGGACAACACUAAGAAUAUAAUGAGCAGUAAGAGCAGAGACCCAGUGAGCCAUGCCCAGCUGGCGGAUAUGAUGUCACACUUCCUGAAAGGGCAUGGACACGGCCAGGCGUUAAGCUCCGGCCCUGAGCUUCUGCCCAUGCUCCAGAGCGUCUGCGGUCAGGUGACGAAGCUGAGACUGGAUGAUGCUGCAGCGGAGGCCGAGAAGGAGAAGAAGAUGAGAAAUGGCACAUGGGAGUUGGACUCAGCCAUGGAGCGUCGUUUGGAGGAGAUGGAGAGGAGGCUGAAGGAGCACGUGGACCUUCGCCUGGACGCUCUGGAGCAGAAGCUGGAGAAGGCCCUGCUGAGCAUCCUUCCGCAGGUCGCCCUCAACCUGGGAGCUAGGAGCAGCUCAGUGGGAGAAGCAGAAUCCACAGGACCGUCGGAGCAGACCGCCCCGACACAAGCCAUACACUGAGUUCAGUACCGCUAAAAGACUAAUGUAACAUGUAACCUGGAAGCUUUUGUACGAGGGGAUGCAGAGCAGGACGCAGACACUAACAGAGACACAACAGUAGAAAUAAAAAGGCUGAUAUGGGAAAUAAAGACAAAAUUAACACAAUAAUCGCAAUGAUCUGCUAAAAUAUAAAAUUGUGUUAAACUACAAGUGUCCAGCUGUCAAAGAUGCAGCCUCUGUAACGGUUUGUUUAUCUUUUAUCUCUGGGAAAAUAGCAAAUGAAUGCAACACUGUUUGACAGCCAAAGUGAAUGUCCUGGAUGUAGGACUGUCUCAUCAGCUUGUGAACAUGAUGUAAGUUUGGCCUUAAGAAACAAAAAAUGUGUAAUGCAGAAAUCCCAUAUCCAGAUCACAAAAAACAUGUCAUGUGGCUGCAAUGCAUUCUGGGCCACAAGUUUGGCCACAUGAAAAAGUAGCCAGAAAUACAUCACCAACAAAAAAGCCUUCUAAAACCAAGCAGGAAAUGAAGUAAAACUGAGCAUGGCCUAUAGGGAUCCCUCAGUUACAGCACAGACACAUAAAGAAACAUAAAGACAAGCUUUAAAUCGUUGCAGUGAUGUUAUCUUAACCAGUUUAUUGUUGGCUGGUUUUAACAUAAUAAUAAUUUACAUGCAACACUCAUUUAUUCACAUUAACGCGUGCAUGUAAACACUCCCAAUUUGUUCUCCCAGGUAUCCUGAUCCACAUGAUCCUCCAGUCAUCCUGACAGUUAUUCUUAUUCACACUAUGUACUGUAACUGCACUGAUCCGCUGUUAAGUGUUUUGGUUAGUCAGGCCUUAACUGUUUCGUUCAAUUCAGUUUGGUUUGACACUUGUGGAAAAUCUCAAAAUGAAUACAUAUACUCCUGGAACAGGAGUGUAUAUAGAAGGUGUAAAUUAAUAAAAAGUGUUUUAAUAUGCCACUGUAAUGUUUUAAAUAAUGUACAUGUCUGUAACAAAAAGCUUAUUUGCCAAUGUAAACUAUUAAAAGGACUAUUUUGACCUGUGAUGUUGACGGUUUUAAUAACUACUCACUUAAAUAGCAAUAAAAAUAUAUUUAUACACA